AGCAAACGAGGUCGUUUGACCGAUCCUCUCUCUUCGAGCCCGCCGGUGCCGUCUUCAAGCGCUCGUCCAUCCUCGCGACUUCGAUCAACUGCGAUUUCUUCGUGCCGGCGACCGAAAUGAGCAGUCAAGCGGAACCGAGCUUGCUCGCAGCUGCGGCUGAAGCUGCGAGCAAUCUCUAUCGCGUCCGGGACACCUACUUCCCCUCCAAUCCAGAAGACAAGCUCUCGAAGUUGCUCGACGAAUCGAACUCGGCGCUCAAGCUCCUCGAUUCCAUUCCUCCUGAAAAGAGAAAAUUGCCUCUACAACGAGCAACAUACGAAUAUCUAAGAGGAAAGAUAUUGGAUGUAUUUCCUGACUAUAAGAAAGAAGCAGAAGAACAUCUCUCGAAAGCUGUUAAGUUGAAUCCAUCUCUUGCAGAUGCUUGGUUAUGUUUAGGUAACUGCAUUUGGAAGAAGGGAGACCUACCCUCAGCAAAAAAUUGCUUCAAUCUCGCAUUAAGCAAGGGUCCAAACAAGGAGAUUCUAUGUCAACUAUCAAUGCUUGAAAGGAAAAUGGCUCAAGGUUCUGAUAACCAAGCAGAAAUUGUUGAAGAAAGCAUAAAGCAUGCAAAAGAAGCUAUUGCUUUGGAUGUGAAGGAUGGGAAUUCCUGGUAUAACCUUGGAAAUGCAUGCCUCACUAGUUUUUUCGUGACUGGAGCCUGGGAUCUUAGCAAACUUCAUCAGUCUUUGAAAGCAUAUCAGAAUGCUGAAAAAGAUGACAGAAUGGAAUCCAAUCCAGACCUAUUUUUCAACUGUGCUACUGUAAAUAAGUACCUAGAGAACUAUGAAAGGGCCCUUACUGGAUUUCAAGCUGCUGCGCUAAAGGAUCCUGGUCUGAAUGCAUCUGAGGAGGUUGAGAAGAUAGUCAGUCUUCUUGACAAGCUAGAGAAUUUCUUGAAGGUACACGCCAAAGGGAAACGACUUGCGUCUUUUGCAUCAUCGCUGGCUUCUGCCAAUUUGAGUUCCUCCCACAAAAAGUCGCAUGUGGAUCUUCUAUUUGAGGGUCUUAACAAAGCAAUAGCCAUUGUUGGAAAGGUGCUAUUCUUCAUAAAGCAUGAUAACGUUUCUCCCCUGUAUUAUUUAGCAUGUGAUUCAAAUCAGACGUGUUUUAUCCUUUCAGUUUAUGGCAUACGGAAUGACAUGAUUAAAGAAGGAGAUCAACUGAUGCUCUUGGAUCCUUAUUACCAUCACGUUGAUUUUACUUGGAGUGGGAAGACUUACCAGUUCAGAUCAAUCCGUGUGGAUUUCCUUCAACAAUUGCUUGUGAAUGGAAAGCCUUUGCCACCAGGCCAGGCAGUCGGAACGUCCUUCCUUGCACAGCACAAACCGUGAACAAUUAGUAUCAAGUGCCUGGAUCUUACUGAGUUGUGGGCGUCUCUUGAUUUUCCUGGCCUGGGUUGUUUGCAUAGCGUCUAGAGGGAUACAAGGAUGAACCAGUAAGUUGAAAAUGAAGAGCGAAAUCAGCGAGUUGUUGCUCAUAUCCGCUACCAAUGCACCAAAUGAGAACCAAAUGUAAUGCGGAUUCAUUUUUUGAUGGUGCAGCUUUGAUCGUCAAGUGGGUGUUCCUUGUGUGUGUCUUCUGCCUAGGGGAGAUUGUAUCUUAGAUUGCAUAUAACAACAAUAGUCUCCAUAUUGUAAAAUGUAUGAUUUUUGGGUCAGAUUGCAAAUUUAUGCGUUGGUCACUCUUUCUGC
Rhodamnia argentea is the source of this 1730-nucleotide messenger RNA. Its product is annotated as tetratricopeptide repeat protein 5-like. The record is from RefSeq and is a predicted model, not a curated record. Lineage: Eukaryota; Viridiplantae; Streptophyta; Magnoliopsida; Myrtales; Myrtaceae. Bases 117 to 1370 code for a protein of 417 amino acids. Gene Ontology annotation, molecular function: protein binding. The transcript is spliced from 13 exons.